Messenger RNA from Symbiodinium necroappetens, 1268 nucleotides. The record is from the annotation of a GenBank genome assembly. NCBI's taxonomy places the organism in Eukaryota, Dinophyceae, Suessiales, Symbiodiniaceae.
GUGGCCAUGCGCAGGGACAGGCAAGCCGCGACGAUGCCCAGCACAAAACCAAGGAGAAGAGUUUGAACCAGAGGCAAGUGACCUUCGAGUAUUCCCACCAGUUCGUUUGGGAUGACCGAUCCAUCAACUUUCCAAGCAGCCGCCGCGGACUGAAUUUCAAUGGCAAAGGAUUCCACGAGUACCUGCAUCGACCUGGCUCAUUGUUAGCACCUGUGUAUAUCAGACUCCAGCCGUUCACAGAAGGAGGGAUGCGACAUGUAUAUUGUUUCAAGGACUCAAGCGUGAAGCUCUGGGCUGAGCAGGGCAACGACGAAAUGGCCAUGCGGGCAGCGGGGACUAAUGCUCGCAUGGUAGCGAAGCUGUCAAGGUACGCGGAUGAGUGGCACAAUUCCUUUGAUGUCGUGUCAGCCUAUGCAAAGAGCAGUGCAAUAGCCAAGUGGUAUUCUCGCAUAUUUACGCUUGCGGCAGCUGACAGGCUAGGUCUCAAAGGGCGCAGCAUGGCUCGAAUUAUCUUCGUGGAGUGCUACAUCUACGAGGCAAGGGACGGAUAUGACGCACCUACCAAGUUCUUCGUCGGCGAACGGUAUUUGCCAGGAUCCUUCCUCAAGUACAACUCGAACCAUGGCUACGUGAAUCCAGAAGCUCCCGACACGGAGAUUGCGCAGGCUUUCUCACAUUUCACCUUCGAGGCAAGUGGUGGGAAACACAUGGUGCUUGACCUGCAGGGGGUGUAUGUGGACAAGGAACAUCGGCGUCGCCCGCACAUUAUCAUGACAGAUCCGCAAGUGGUGUCCCUGGAGAAAUCUUUCGGGCCAGGUGAUCUGGGUGUCGAGGGUAUGCGGGCCUUCUUCAACAGUCACAAGUGUGGAGCGACGUGUCGUCAAAUGCGGCUGGAUCCAUAUACCCUCAAGAGACUCCGCCGCAUCAUCCGCAGGAGGAAGGUGGGAUGCACUGGACCCGAACAUGACAGCGACGUCAGCUCCGCACCCGCACCGGUAGGGGAGGUUGCACCGCCUGCUCUGAUGCCGCCUACCCCUGGUGAGUCUGGGAGCAUCAUGAGCCUGCGGGCUCCGCAGGCAGUCGCCCCUUUGCCGUCAGAGGCAACUCCAGGCAUCGAAGCUCCUCCGUCGAGUGCGUUAACAGCUUCUGUUCCUAGCGAGCCCAAGGCAGACAUAGCAUCCGAAGGGCAGUUGCUCAGUCUCAGUCGCCACUCCGCACGUUCCAAGGUUCUAGGGUUUAGGGUUAGGGGCUUAGGACUUAGGGUUUAG